AUGACCUCUGAGGUCUAUGCCACCCGUGACGAUGGCAAGCCCAAGGUCCUAGCUUCCGUCCGCCCAAAUGCGGCCACGGGCAGGUAUGAUCUCACGCUGACCGGGCUCGACGCUCUCGGUGUCCAGGGUGACAGCGUCCAGGUUAAGACCCUGCGCUUCAAAGGCCCAGAUGUCAACACGGCUGCGUAUGCUUUUGAGCUCUGA
Molecule: messenger RNA, 204 nt
Organism: Emericellopsis cladophorae
Lineage: Eukaryota; Fungi; Ascomycota; Sordariomycetes; Hypocreales; Bionectriaceae
Product: putative glycoside hydrolase family 39 protein
Exons: 2
Coding region: 1-204 (67 amino acids)
Source: RefSeq, a predicted model, not a curated record